Molecule: messenger RNA, 1003 nt
Organism: Aphanomyces astaci
Lineage: Eukaryota; Oomycota; Saprolegniomycetes; Saprolegniales; Verrucalvaceae
Exons: 5
Coding region: 106-873 (255 amino acids)
Biological process (GO): vesicle fusion
Cellular component (GO): SNARE complex; endoplasmic reticulum membrane; ER to Golgi transport vesicle membrane
Molecular function (GO): SNAP receptor activity; SNARE binding
Source: RefSeq, a predicted model, not a curated record
CCCCUGUCAAGUAUAUUUAGCUGCGAGUGUCAAAUCUACCCCAACCACCCCACAGAUAUCGUCGCCAAGGUUGCCGCGCCUGCGUGAAGCUCAUACACCUGGUGGAUGGCGGAGAUCGCGUAUUAUGACGGGGACCUCUCGGAUGCCUUGACCAAGCUCGACCAAAUUAUGGCCAAGCUCUCCAAGGCUCCACCUGGCGUCAAAUCCGAAGUGUUAGCGGAGGCCGAAAAGAAGCUCAAGGAAGUGAUCGAUUUGAAGAAGGGGUUUUCCCUCGCCCUGCGGCAAGUUACCGACCGCGAAGACAUCAAGACAUACCGGGAGAAAAACGACGUGUAUGCCGCGCGGGUGGAAGAACUCACUCGAGAAGUGAAAUGGGCCAAGACGGAGACGGACCGCAACGGUCUGUUCGGCGACGCCAAGGCCAAAGCGGCCAAAGUACCCACGGGCAACACGGAUAUGCUCAACAAGGCCCAAGAAUUGCAAGGAAAAACCGAAGUGUCGUUGAAAAAUACCCAAAAAAUGAUUGAAAACUCCAAAGAAGUGGCGCUCGCCACCGGGGAAACGUUGCGGGAGCAGCGCAACCAACUCAAUGCGAUCACAGAGGAAGUGAUGCGCAUGGACGACGGCGUGGCCCGUGCCAACAAGUUAAUGCGCACGUUUACACGGCGCAUGGCGACGGACCGACUCAUCCUGUUCUUCACGUUUCUCGUGUUUGCGGGCAUCGUGGGUAUCAUCGUGUACUCCAAGGCCAACCCAAAUCAAACUACGUUUUAUGUGCCAGAUCAAGUCAAGCCACCAGAUCCAGGUGUGAUUGCAAAUGCCACGGGGAUCAACACGUUCAUUAACAACACGCUCAACAGCAUUACCGGGUAAAUGAUGAUUCAAGUGAGCUAGAACGCCUUGGAUGCUUGUGGUCUUCAAUAUAUUAACACACAUUCGGCAGUGUUGGCGGUUGGUAGUUAACUGCUACUAAAUACUACUCGAGUAGGACGCUACUACAACC